AACAAUUUUAAGCAGUCAAAACAAUCUGCACUAUCUGCAGCGCCAUUUUCUAAGACUUUGGCGGGAGCUGACGCCGGCACCUUAGCUCCUCUGAAGCUCGCGUUACAAUUUUGACUUUUAAUAUGGGUGAUAAGGACGGAGAAGCCUUCGAUGACGCCGUCGAGGAGCGCGUAAUCAACGAGGAGUACAAAAUAUGGAAGAAAAACACACCCUUCCUCUACGAUUUGGUGAUGACCCAUGCCUUAGAGUGGCCGUCGCUCACCGCCCAAUGGCUGCCAGACGUCACCAGGCCAGAAGGAAAGGACUUUUCCAUCCACCGACUGAUCCUGGGCACGCACACGUCUGACGAGCAAAACCACCUUCUCAUUGCCAGCGUUCAGUUGCCCAAUGAGGACGCUCAGUUUGACGCAUCUCAUUAUGAUAAUGAAAAAGGAGAAUUUGGUGGCUUUGGUUCGGUAAGCGGCAAAAUUGAAAUCGAAAUCAAAAUCAACCACGAAGGCGAGGUGAACCGUGCGCGCUACAUGCCCCAAAAUCCAUGCGUGAUCGCGACAAAAACACCUUCAAGCGAUGUUUUGGUGUUCGAUUACACAAAACACCCUUCCAAGCCCGACCCGAACGGCGAAUGCCACCCAGACCUUAGGUUGCGCGGUCACCAAAAAGAGGGCUACGGUCUCUCAUGGAAUCCCAACCUGAACGGAUACUUGCUCAGCGCCUCAGACGACCACACCAUAUGUCUUUGGGACAUCAACGCGACACCAAAGGAAAACCGCAUCAUCGAUGCUAAGACCAUCUUCACGGGACACACCGCGGUGGUGGAGGACGUGGCGUGGCACCUGCUACACGAGAGUCUCUUUGGGUCUGUCGCUGAUGACCAGAAGCUUAUGAUCUGGGACACAAGAUGCAACAACACGAGCAAGCCUUCACACACAGUGGACGCGCACACCGCCGAAGUCAACUGCCUCUCGUUCAACCCGUACUCAGAAUACAUAUUGGCCACUGGUAGCGCGGACAAGACGGUCGCUCUGUGGGACUUGCGCAACCUCAAGCUCAAGCUGCACUCGUUCGAGUCGCACAAGGACGAGAUAUUCCAGGUGCAGUGGUCGCCGCAUAAUGAAACAAUCCUCGCCUCCAGCGGAACUGACCGUCGUCUCCAUGUCUGGGAUCUCAGCAAGAUCGGCGAAGAACAGUCCAGUGAGGAUGCUGAGGAUGGACCUCCUGAACUUCUGUUCAUUCACGGUGGACACACAGCUAAGAUUUCCGACUUCUCGUGGAACCCCAAUGAGCCUUGGGUGAUUUGCUCAGUGUCUGAGGAUAACAUCAUGCAGGUUUGGCAAAUGGCGGAGAACAUUUACAAUGAUGAAGAGCCAGAGGCCGCUGCCUCAGAGAUGGACACCGCUGCUUCGUAAAAUACGGUUUUGUCACCAUCACUCAUUUCCUCACUUUCCACAUUGCUAGCAUAGACAUUCAUGUACAACUCUACAAUUCGUGGUGUUAACUUUCAAAAAAUUUUGUGUUUCUCGCACUGAACAGCAAAGCAUUAUAAAAAAUCCUCCAUCAGUUUGAGGGUCAUCCAAGUGUAAGAGUAAGAAGUUUUAUUGCGUAAGGAAUUUUAGCUGUAAGCCUUUCACUCUAUGAAGGAACCGUUUGGUAUAAAUAUAAAUUCAAAUCUA
Messenger RNA from Cloeon dipterum, 1670 nucleotides. It is a transcript of the gene Caf1-55, whose product is annotated as chromatin assembly factor 1 p55 subunit. Lineage: Eukaryota; Metazoa; Arthropoda; Insecta; Ephemeroptera; Baetidae. The coding region runs from base 123 to 1406 and encodes 427 amino acids. The transcript has 7 exons. Gene Ontology annotation, molecular function: nucleosome binding; histone binding. The record is from RefSeq and is a predicted model, not a curated record. Gene Ontology annotation, biological process: chromatin remodeling; regulation of DNA-templated transcription. Gene Ontology annotation, cellular component: nucleus; ESC/E(Z) complex; NuRD complex.